UCCAGUAAUAUGCCAAGUGCUCACAGGUGACUGUGAAGCCAGACCCAAGGCUUGAAGGACACGUGAGGGGAGCUGUGUUCUCAUCUGACCCUCUGCUACAUUGUUCUACCACAUUGCCGAUCACUGAUUCACUUGAAGAAAACAUAUCAGGUUAUCAUCCUGGUUCCUAAUUGUCCUCUGUUUGACAUGUGAUAAGUGAAGAAGCUUGCUUUAGUUGUCUCGUGUUUGCUGUCACCAUGUUGUUACUCAGCAAAAGUGCCAACUGCCAAGUCGGAGGUUUUGCUUUGGCAUCCAUAGCAUGGGUUCUCUGCAGCAUCUCCACAGGUCUUCCACAGUGGCGAGUCUGGUAUUUAAAUGAAACAAUGUUCACCAAGCCUACCACAGCCUUUGUAGGAAUAUGGAGAGUCUGCAUUUACCACGAAAACAGCAAACCUGGCAGUGUCAGAGUGUGCCAUGAAUACACCUACCAUGACAGCUUUAUCCCUUUGGAUGUUCGUAUCAUUCAACACUUAUUACUGAUCUCCAACAUGCUCGGGUUGAUUGGAACAGUCACCACCAUUUUUGCUCUUCGAAAUGUGUAUACAGAGAAAGUACAGAAGAAUGACACUUACAAUCCAUUCAUCAUUUCAGCAAUUCUCAACAUCAUUGCCAGUAUCUCUAUCCUCCUUGCUGUCUUAUUCAAUUACUUCUCUGUCAUUCACAAAGCAGGAAUUGCCUUCCCACCAUCUUUCCAUAUGCCGUUAUACCCAUCUGAUCAGAGAAUUGGAAUUGCUAAUGUAGUGGCAAGUCUAUGUGCUCUCAUGUUUUUAGGCAGUGGCAUUAUUUUAAUUUCUUACACUUCUCCCACGGAAAAGCAAGUGUUUCCUGAGAUUUGAAAAUACAUUUACAGCUAACAUCACUGUGAAACCCCCAGGAGUUAUAGCAUGUAUUUUGAAGACGUUUACAUAAAUUUUCCAAGGACUCAAAACCACAUUCCAAGAACCUAUGACCAAAGAUGGCCAAGAUGGCCUUCUCUUUUCUGUCUACUUUGUUUCAUUAUCUUAUUUGUUGGCUUCUAAACUUUUACUAAAUAAAAUCUUAUUCAUGCA
Messenger RNA from Rattus norvegicus (Norway rat), 1088 nucleotides. It is a transcript of the gene Cldn34e, whose product is annotated as claudin 34E. Gene Ontology annotation, cellular component: plasma membrane; bicellular tight junction; membrane. The coding region runs from base 237 to 875 and encodes 212 amino acids. The transcript has 3 exons. Gene Ontology annotation, molecular function: structural molecule activity. Lineage: Eukaryota; Metazoa; Chordata; Mammalia; Rodentia; Muridae. The record is from RefSeq and is marked validated.